AACUGCCUUAUCCUACUCAUUGUAUACAUGGUGUAAAUUGAACACAUACUACCAGGGGCGGACUGACAACUCAUGGGGCCUCCGGGCAAUAGGGGAUCAUGGGGCCCCCGUGUCCUUGCCAAACUCAAAAAAGCCUAUGAAAAAGGUACCAGGGGCAUUUCAUGGGGCCCCCUACUGACCCCGGGCCCUCGGGCAGAGCCCGAGUGCUCAAAUGGUCAGUCCGCCCCUGCUUGAGAGCAGUA
Molecule: messenger RNA, 242 nt
Organism: Staurois parvus
Lineage: Eukaryota; Metazoa; Chordata; Amphibia; Anura; Ranidae
Source: the annotation of a GenBank genome assembly